AUGUAUCCGACCAAAAAAGGAGAGAACAUUUAUUUGGGAUCGCAUGGUGCACCACCAUCACAAUCAUGGCAGAAGGAGCUAAACAUGUCCAGUCGUAAGCAACGGUUUAAACAAAAACUAAAAGAAGCUGAUAGAAGGAUCGGCGGGGCAGGGCGAGAGAACAAGGUGGAAAAUUUGAAAGAGCUUGUAGGUGGUGGGAAAGCAAGCCCCAAUAUGUCAAAGGGUUCCCCCAGGGAUUGGCUAGACCCACAUUGCGAUGAGUCGCAAUUUGAGAAGUCAUAACCCCAUUGAAUCAAAGCUUUUUGUGGCUUAAGAUACUUAAACGGUGCAAAGUUUAACAUACCGGCACCAUUUAUGAUAAGUCUUUGUCUUAUUAUAUGCAAGCGAAUUACUGAGCUUAUGUAGUUUGACAAUAAUCCGUCAACCAAUCCAUUUGAUUUUA
Hibiscus syriacus is the source of this 442-nucleotide messenger RNA. RefSeq lists its product as uncharacterized. The record is from RefSeq and is a predicted model, not a curated record. Bases 1 to 282 code for a protein of 93 amino acids. NCBI's taxonomy places the organism in Eukaryota, Viridiplantae, Streptophyta, Magnoliopsida, Malvales, Malvaceae. The transcript has 2 exons.